ACACGCGAACGUAGGCAGGUCUUAGCCAACGUUUGCUUGUUAAAAUAGGUAUUAUUCUAUUUUUUCAAUUACAAAACAAAUUUUGUAACCUGCACCAAACGAUAAUGAUGUCUCGAAAAAAAGCCAAUGAGGAGACCGAUAAACUUACACGUAUUGCGAUCGUAAAUGCUGAUCGUUGCAAGCCUAAAAGAUGUAGGCAAGAGUGCAAGAAGAGCUGCCCGGUGGUCCGUAUGGGCAAGCUCUGCAUCGAAGUAACCCCCAACGAUAAGAUCGCUACCAUAUCAGAGGAACUGUGCAUUGGUUGUGGUAUUUGUGUCAAGAAAUGUCCUUUUGAUGCUAUCACAAUCAUCAAUAUACCAUCCAACUUGGAGAAGCAUACAACUCAUAGAUAUUCCAAGAAUUCUUUCAAGUUGCAUCGUCUUCCCAUUCCAAGACCUGGUGAAGUGUUGGGUUUGGUCGGUCAAAACGGUAUCGGAAAGUCUACAGCUUUGAAAAUAUUGGCUGGAAAGCAAAAGCCUAAUUUAGGUCGAUUUGCUGAUCCUCCGGAUUGGCAAGAGAUCCUGUCCCAUUUCCGUGGAUCAGAAUUGCAGAACUACUUCACUAAAAUCCUCGAAGAUGACUUGAAAGCUUUGAUCAAGCCUCAGUAUGUAGAUCAAAUACCUAAGGCUGUGAAAGGUACUGUUGGACUAUUGCUUGACAAGAAGGAUGAGAGGAAAAAUCAAACAGAGAUUUGUGCUAUGCUGGAUCUUUCACACAUUCGUGACCGUGAAAUUUCGGCCCUCUCUGGAGGAGAACUGCAGCGUUUUGCUUGCGCCAUGGUAUGCAUCCAAGAUGGCGAUAUUUUCAUGUUUGAUGAGCCCUCCUCAUAUUUGGAUGUCAAACAACGUCUCAAUGCUGCUCGCACAAUUCGCUCGCUCAUCCAUCCUGAUAAGUUCAUCAUUGUAGUAGAGCAUGACUUGUCAGUGUUGGACUAUCUCUCCGACUUCAUUUGUUGUUUGUACGGAGUUCCUGGUGCUUAUGGUGUAGUUACCAUGCCUUUCUCAGUGCGAGAAGGUAUAAAUAUAUUCCUUGAUGGGUUUGUACCCACCGAAAACAUGAGAUUCAGAACUGAAUCCCUUGUGUUUAAGGUAGCAGAAUCGGCUACUGAAGAGGAGAUCAAAAGAAUGAACCAUUAUGAAUAUCCUGAAAUGACGAAAAAUAUGGGCGACUUUAAACUGCGCGUAAUGCAAGGAGAGUUCUCAGAUUCUGAGAUUUUGGUACUCUUAGGUGAAAAUGGUACUGGAAAAACAACAUUCAUUAGAAUGUUGGCUGGCAACUUGGAGCCUGAUGAAGGCGCAAGUCAAUUGCCGCAGUUGCAUAUAAGUUAUAAGCCCCAAAAGAUCUCUCCAAAGUCACAGGGACAAGUUAGAAAUCUGCUACACGAUAAGAUCAGAGAUGCCUACUCUCAUCCACAGUUUAUCACAGACGUAAUGAAGCCAAUGAAGAUUGAGGAGAUCAUGGAUCAGGAAGUCCAGAAUCUGUCUGGUGGUGAGUUGCAGCGUGUGGCCCUGGUGCUCUGUCUCGGGAAACCUGCUGAGGUCUACCUCAUUGAUGAACCGUCUGCAUACUUAGACUCCGAGCAGCGUUUAGUUGCUGCUAAAGUCAUUAAAAGAUUCAUAUUGCACGCGAAACGCACGGGCUUCGUGGUGGAGCACGACUUCAUUAUGGCCACGUACCUCGCGGACCGUGUCAUAGUGUUUGAGGGCACCCCAUCCUCCAAUGCCACGGCCCACGCCCCGCAGUCCCUCCUCAACGGAAUGAACAAGUUCCUCGAACUGCUCGGCAUCACAUUCAGACGAGACCCCAACAACUUCAGACCUAGGAUCAACAAGCAUUCCUCUGUUAAGGAUAUUGAGCAAAAGAGAGCGGGCCAAUACUUUUUCCUGGAAGAUUAGUACACUAUUUAUGUAAUAUACCAUAUUUAUAUAUAAUGCUGCUAAAUAAAAGAUGUAUCCUGUCACAAGCGCUGGCCUGCAAUGUAUUUCCAAUUAAUGUAUUACUGUAAUAAAUCGGUUUUAUACAAUU
This is a messenger RNA of Aricia agestis (brown argus), 2064 nucleotides long. RefSeq names its product protein Pixie (gene pix). NCBI's taxonomy places the organism in Eukaryota, Metazoa, Arthropoda, Insecta, Lepidoptera, Lycaenidae. The record is from RefSeq and is a predicted model, not a curated record. The coding region runs from base 105 to 1934 and encodes 609 amino acids. Gene Ontology annotation, molecular function: ribosomal small subunit binding; ATP binding; iron ion binding. The transcript is spliced from 12 exons. Gene Ontology annotation, biological process: translational initiation; ribosomal subunit export from nucleus; translational termination.